Exophiala oligosperma is the source of this 1563-nucleotide messenger RNA. RefSeq lists its product as uncharacterized. Gene Ontology annotation, molecular function: protein binding. The record is from RefSeq and is a predicted model, not a curated record. Bases 1 to 1563 code for a protein of 520 amino acids. The transcript is spliced from 2 exons. NCBI's taxonomy places the organism in Eukaryota, Fungi, Ascomycota, Eurotiomycetes, Chaetothyriales, Herpotrichiellaceae.
AUGUCUAAACCAAAGGCUUUCCUCAAGAAGUCGAAAGCAAAGAAAAAAGAAGAGCAGGUCAGGCGAUCCAUUGUCCUGGAUAUCUGCCCGCAAAUCGAUGGAAUACUAAAUUCUUUCCAGGCUCUAGAGACUGCAGAUGAUUUCCAGGCAGCUGGGGUCGAUUUCGAAGAAGCUGCCGGAAAAUGGAGGGCGGGUGAUGCUGCAAAGUCGCUGCGAUUCUUUGACAGGGCUAUCGGUGUAUAUAGCCAGGGAUUACAGAAGUUCCCUGGUAGUCUCGAUCUUGCUUAUAACAAGGCACGGGUGUUACUGGAGAUAGCUACACAUCCUAUUCUAGUUCAACAAUUGCCAGGAACCCCGUGGGAUAUUCUCCAGCAGGCACUUGAAGCGCAUCGCUAUGCCCUGAACCUCGCUCAGGACAAUGCCGACACACUUUUCAACACUGCACAGGUCUUGACAGCAAUCGCGGAAGCAUCAGCUAAGGAUCCUGAUCGGCCUGAACAAGAAGCAUUGCAAGCACUCGAAGAAGCUCUAGAGCUCCAGAGCAGAUGUCUGGCCAUCCAAGAGUUGAAGCUUGAGGAAUCCAUCCAGCAACAGAACGAGGCAGCCGCUCAAUUGGACUCGACCGGGGACCAAGCCGAUGUCGUCGAGCAAAAGGGCAGCAAUUCCGAUGACGACACCGAUGAUGGCGGCGCCUCCUUGAACAAUAACAAUGCCGCCGACCAGUGGUUUGCAGUAGUCGAGUCCGUCACAAAAGAAACACUUAUCGACACCAUUCUCGCCGAGUUAGGCACUCUCACCACCCUUUGUAGCAUACUAUCAUCAUCAACUACUUCCACGCUUACUACCCGCCUAGCUUGGAUAGAAGAGUUUUCGUCGAAACUCGUAAAAGCAAAACUGCCGACCCUCUUACAAGACGCAGAUGCUGAGAGGCGGCAGGAAGUGGCACUGGCCAAGGCCAAUCUUGUGUCAGCUCUCCUUGAAACUGGCUACAGAUCAGAGUCAAUUGAUGCGAGCACAUAUAAGCGAGAAAGGGAUGAAGCUUUUAAAGAUCCAGAUAUGGACUUGGAGAAAGAUUUCCCAGCAUUACUAGCUAACGCAAAUAGCCUCGUCGCCUUUAAUGUGGCUCUGAGCGACAUCGACAUAAAUGCCUCUUCAGCAUCUCAACGGUGGAACGCACUGUCAGCGGCCAUAGCCAAUCUUGCUGCUGCUUCCAAAAUCUCAGGUCCAGUUCCAGAAGACAUUGCCGAAACUCAUAUGAUUCGUGGCAAUUGCUCGCUGCUGCAACACCAAUUAGGACAACCGCCGACAUCCUAUAAGCUGGCUAUUACGAAUAAAUCUCAGCUCCUGCAAAACGCCGAUACUUUCUACAGGAAUGCCAGCAAGCUAUAUCAGGAUGAAGAUAUGAAGGCAAUCUGUCAAUUUCGGGGGCUCGUAGCGCAGACAUUGAUCGCAGGCAGUGACUUAAUGUCAACUCUAGCCUCCUGGGGAACGACGAAAAGUAAAGAGUGGGUCGAGAGCCAAAUCCAAGAUAUGAUCGAUGAGGGACUUCUAGCAGCCGGUUAA